This is a messenger RNA of Pyrus x bretschneideri (Chinese white pear), 4268 nucleotides long. RefSeq names its product ubiquitin C-terminal hydrolase 12-like. Gene Ontology annotation, biological process: protein deubiquitination; regulation of protein stability. NCBI's taxonomy places the organism in Eukaryota, Viridiplantae, Streptophyta, Magnoliopsida, Rosales, Rosaceae. Bases 314 to 3676 code for a protein of 1120 amino acids. The record is from RefSeq and is a predicted model, not a curated record. Gene Ontology annotation, cellular component: cytosol; nucleus. The transcript has 33 exons. Gene Ontology annotation, molecular function: protein binding; cysteine-type deubiquitinase activity; cysteine-type endopeptidase activity.
UUCUCCUACUGUACUACCCGACACCUACAUAUAAAGGAGAGCAAGGACUCUCUCUCCCUUCUCGACUGGCUUCUGGUGAUCGCCAUUUUGCACUUCUCUUACUGCAAGCCUUUACUCUCCCUCUCCCUCUCUCACUUUCUCUCUCGUACCUUUCUGUGAGGUAUUUCCAUAUCUCAUUCCGCAGCUUCUUUCAACCAUGACAGUCGUGACGCCUGCCCCUAUUGAUGUAUGACUCUCUCUCCUCUCUCUCUAAGUGUACAUCCAUCUAUGUGUUUGGUGUUUGCCGAUAUCAGAGCAACCAGAGGACGAGGAGAUGCUUGUCCCGCAUUCGGAUUUGCCCGAAAACAAUCACCAACCGAUGGAAGUCGUUGCACAACCUGAAACUGCUAAUAAUGUGGAGAACCAGCCAGUGGAGGAUCCUCCAUCAUCAAGAUUCACAUGGAGAGUUGACAACUUUACUAGGAUGAAUACGAAGAAGUAUUAUUCAGAUGUAUUUGUUGUUGGCGGCUAUAAAUGGCGCGUGCUUAUUUUUCCUAAGGGAAACAAUGUGGAUCAUUUGUCUAUGUAUUUGGAUGUUGCGGAUUCUUCAAGUUUGCCAUAUGGGUGGAGUAGACAUGCCCAGUUUAGCUUGGGGGUUAUCAAUCAAAUUCAUAACAAGUAUUCAGUACGAAAAGACACACAGCACCAGUUCUAUGAGCGAGAAAGUGAUUGGGGUUUUGCAUCCUUUAUGCCUCUUAGUGAACUUUACGAUCCCAGUAGAGGGUAUCUUGUGAAUGAUACACUUAUAGUUGAAGCCGAGGUUCUCGUUUGUACGGUUUUUGAAUACUGGACAUAUGACUCAAAAAAGGAGACAGGUUAUGUGGGGCUUAAGAACCAAGGAGCAACAUGCUACAUGAACUCUCUUCUCCAGACUCUGUAUCAUAUUCCUUAUUUCAGAAAGGCUGUUUACCAUAUGCCCACAACCGAGAGUGAUUUGCCAUCGCAAAGCAUACCAUUGGCUCUGCAGAGUCUAUUUUACAAGCUCCAGUACAGUGACAAUAGUGUGGUGACCAAAGAGCUUACAAAGUCUUUUGGAUGGGACACAUAUGAUUCAUUUAUGCAGCAUGAUGUGCAAGAACUCAAUAGAGUUUUGUGUGAAAAACUUGAGCACAAAAUGAAGGGAACUGUUGUAGAGGGAACUAUACAGAAGUUCUUCGAAGGACACCAUAUGAACUACAUUGAAUGCAUCAACGUGGACUACAAAUCUACAAGAAGGGAAUCAUUUUAUGAUCUUCAACUUGAUGUCAAAGGCUGUCGUGAUGUUUAUGCUUCUUUUGAUAAGUAUGUUGAAGUGGAACGUCUUGAGGGUGGUAACAAGUAUCAUGCUGAACAGUAUGGAUUACAGGAUGCCAAGAAAGGUGUUCUGUUCAUUGACUUCCCCCCUGUGCUUCAACUUCAACUGAAACGAUUUGAGUAUGACUUCAUGCGGGACACAAUGGUGAAGAUUAAUGAUCGUUAUGAGUUCCCGUUACAACUUGACCUUGAUCGAGAGAAUGGAAAAUAUUUAUCGCCUGAAGCUGAUAGGAGUGUUCGCAACCUUUACACACUUCACAGUGUUUUGGUGCAUAGUGGUGGGGUGCACGGUGGACACUAUUAUGCCUUUGUCAGGCCAACACUUUCUGAUCAGUGGUAUAAAUUCGAUGAUGAGAGGGUAACAAAAGAAGACAUAAAGAGGGCACUAGAGGAGCAGUAUGGUGGUGAGGAAGAGUUACCGCAGACAAACCCUGGGUUUAAUAACACUCUUUUCAAAUUUACGAAAUAUUCAAAUGCAUACAUGCUGGUGUACAUUCGGGAAAGUGACAGAGAUAAAAUAAUCUGCAAUGUGGAUGAAAAGGACAUUGCUGAACAUCUGAGGGAGAGGUUAAAAAAGGAACAAGAAGAAAAGGAGCACAAGAAGAAAGAAAAGGCAGAGGCACACCUGUAUACUAUUAUAAAGGUUGCCAGGGAUGAGAACCUCAUGGAGCAAAUUGGGAAGGAUAUUUAUUUUGAUCUUGUGGAUCAUGACAAAGUUAGAAGUUUUCGUAUUCAGAACCAGACUCCUUUUAACCUUUUUAAGGAGGAGGUUGCGAAAGAGUUUGGCAUACCAGUGCAUUUUCAGCGUUUUUGGCUGUGGGCAAAGCGUCAAAACCAUCCUAACCGUCCAUUAACGCCUAAGGAGGAAACACGAUCUGUUGGACAGUUGAGUGAGGUAUCGAACAGGGUUCAUAAUGCAGAACUAAAGUUAUUCUUAGAAGUAGAGCUUGGGCUGGAUUUACACCCUGUUGCUCCACCUGACAAGACAAAGGAUGAUAUCCUGCUUUUCUUUAAGCUUUAUGAUCCAGAAAAAGAAGAAUUACGAUAUGUUGGAAGACUUUUCGUGAAGAGUACUGGUAAGGCAGCUGAAAUCUUGUCAAAAUUAAAUGAAAUGGCUGGCUAUGCUCCCGAGGAAGAGAUUGACCUGUAUGAGGAAAUUAAGUUUGAGCCCAAUGUCAUGUGUGAACCCAUCGAUAAGAAGUUCACAUUUCGUGCCUGCCAGCUUCAGGAUGGAGACAUUGUCUGCUUUCAGAAGUCAACUUCAUUUGAAGGUGAACAUCUCCGCUAUGAUGAUGUCCCAUCUUUUCUGAAAUACGUGCACAACCGUCAAGUUGUUCACUUCCGAUCCCUUGAGAAACCCAAAGAAGAGGAUUUCUCUCUAGAACUGUCAAAACUCCAUACCUAUGAUGAUGUUGUGGAACGAGUAGCUCGACAACUUGGUUUGGAUGAUCCAUCCAAACUUAGGCUUACACCGCACAACUAUUACUCACAACAACCCAAACCCCAGCCAAUUAAGUAUCGUGGGGUUGACCACUUGACUGAUAUGCUGGUCCACUACAGUCAGACUUCAGAUAUAUUGUACUAUGAAGUGUUGGACAUCCCUCUGCCUGAAUUACAAGGUUUGAAAACUCUGAAAGUCGCAUUCCAUCAUGCUACUAAGGAAGAAGUGGUCAUUCACACCAUAAGAUUGCCAAAACAGAGCACUGUUGGGGAUGUAAUUAAUGAUCUUAAAACUAAGGUUGAAUUGUCUCGUCCGGAUGCAGAACUUAGGUUGCUUGAAAUUUUCUAUCACAAGAUUUACAAGGUUUUUCCUCAAAGUGAAAAGAUUGAGAACAUAAAUGAUCAAUACUGGGCAUUACGAGCUGAAGAGGUUUUUCCUCGCAGUGAAAAGAUUGAGAACAUAAAUGAUCAAUACUGGGCAUUACGAGCUGAAGAGGUUCCUGAGGAAGAGAAAAAUCUUGGUCCUAAUGAUCGUGUAAUUCAUGUUUACCAUUUCACUAAAGACACAGCUCAAAACCGAAUGCAAAUUCAAAACUUUGGGGAACCUUUUUUCUUGGUCAUACAUGAAGGUGAAACUUUGGCUGAAAUUAAAGCUCGAGUACAAGAGAAAUUACAGGUCGCAGAUGAGGAGUUCGCUAAGUGGAAGUUUGCAUUUAUUUCCCUAGGUCGCCCAGAAUAUCUUCAGGACUCGGACAUUGUGUCUAGUCGGUUUCAGAGAAGAGAUGUCUAUGGUGCUUGGGAGCCAUAUCUUGGGCUGGAGCACUCUGACAGUUCUCCUAAAAGAUCUUAUGCAGCUAAUCAGAAUCGUCAUACAUUUGAAAAGCCAGUAAAAAUUUACAACUAGGAAGUAGUUGGAUGAUUGAGCUUUUUGUCGUUCCAGAGAUGCGUUGGGCAAAUUCUUCACAUCGUGUGGCUGUGAAAGUGGGAAUUGGUGAAAAGUGAUUGUGCAGCCAUCCAGUGAUACUAACUUUUGAAAAGGUGUCUGGCAACGUUCGGUAGUCGAAUUUGUUAGCUAUUUAAUUCUUUAUCAAGAGUGGUUGGGGACGACUCAUUUCCUAAAUCAGUGUCUUGAAGAAAAAUCCCCUCUUGAGCUCAACUACAGUUUCAGACAGAGGUGCUUCGUCGUUGGGUGACGUGUGAAUGGACUUCCGUCAUCAGAUCAAUGUAAACUUUGACAGUAAGUAAACAAGAUUUUUGGAACUAGUGAACGUAUAGAGGUAUAGUUUGGUGUCAGUCAGCCAUUUUUUGCAUGUUUUGCUUCGCGUUUCUGGUCGGUUUAGAUAGCGAGAUGGAUGGGGUGGCGCAUUGGUUGAUUAGUCAGUUCCCAAACAUGUUUCUAAACUUUUGUAAAAGAGAUUUGCCAGGCGCUGCUAUUGAAUUGAGGGCAGUACAGUACAUAUGCUCUUUUCUGUUAUUGAAUUGGUAAAUUUUCUCUU